Hymenoscyphus albidus is the source of this 2358-nucleotide messenger RNA. The record is from the annotation of a GenBank genome assembly. NCBI's taxonomy places the organism in Eukaryota, Fungi, Ascomycota, Leotiomycetes, Helotiales, Helotiaceae.
AUGACACCGAAAGGUCUGAGCUUCGUGCUCGCGGCUGCUUUGCCGUUGGCAAUAGCAUCGCCCAUUGCUGUAAGUUUUAAAGAAUCCACUACCCAAGUUUCAAAGAUUAUACUGACUUCAGACAGAAACCGUACGGACCGUAUAAAUACUCUACAACUCUACCAAUUGUCGGGGGUCUUCCUGCUCUUCCCGUUCCAGCCACUCCUCCAGCAUUACCUCCCAUCUUGCCUACAGUGACAAUAGGGGGGGCAGACGGCGUCACUCUCCCAGCACCAGGUCUUCCAUCCUUGCCUGUGAGCGUGCCUUCACCAAAUGGCUUGCUAACCUACGGCGGACUUCGCCCAGUCCCAACAAUAACAGUUGGAGGAUCCGAUGGUUCAUUCACUUCGCUCCCAGUCGUCAAACCACUUCCAAGUCUCACAUCAACGACUACCAUCAUCGUGACCGUCUAUCCUACAUUACCCGCUGCGACCAUUCCGGAUAUUCCUGUUCCUCUUACAACAAUUACAUCUCUCGUGACGAUCACUUUACCGAGACCCCCUAUUUCCGUAGGAGGAGCCGAUGGAGUCACCUUUCCCGCACCACCGUUGCCGACUCCUCCUACUGUAAAACCUCCACCUCCGGCUACUUAUGGAAGUCUACCGCCACCUCCACCUCCACCAUCAUUACCUCAAUUACCACCAAAUGUUGUAGGUGGUGGUGGCAUAUUAGGUGGAUUACUCGGAAAUACAGGCGGCCAUAUCACCCCACCGGGUACGACGGUUCCCAAAAUUGGAGGAGGUGGUUUCAUCGGUACUCCCAAUCCCCCAAGUCCCCCCAAUGGCGGAGCGUAUGGAGGCCACAGUUCAGGUGGCGGAAACUCGGGUGGGAACAGCGAAAUCUGUGAUGAUCCAUUCUUCGCUGAAGCUUCACCACUUCUCAAGCAGUUAUGUUCUGGAUCUGGAUCUACCACAAGUGGUUCGAGUGCCACAAGCAACCCUCCCCCUCUCAUUUCAUCUUCUCCAGCAGGAUAUAACCCGCAAUACAAGCGAGACAUAGACUCAUCCUCAAUCGCUAAAGAGGAUCCAGAGUCGAAAGGUCCACCAAGAACACCACAAGGUCUCCUCCUCCAAAAGAUCAUGGAGAAAUGUGUGAGUGAACUUGGAGAUACAAAAGGUCUCGCACUCUGUCCUAGAGCUCUGAAUUUCAUCCCUCAAUCUUCGCUUCCUGGAGAUGGGAAAUUGUCGGAUGAGAUAAUAGACGCUCUCAUCCAACGCGGUCUCACGAUGGCCGAGGAAGGUGACAACGUCCCUGCCUCCAAAAGGGGAUUAGGUGCCCCAGGUCAACUUCUUUCUGGUGUCUCACUAGAUGAAGGACUGGGUGGAGGAGACUUGUCUCCCGAGCAAAUCGAAGGAAUUCUCGCCGCCGCAAUAGGUAAGGCUGGUCUUCCUCUAAACGGCCUCCCUCUCAACGGUCUCCCUCUGAACGGUCUCCCUCUGAACGGUCUCCCCCUCAACGGACUUCCCCUCAAAGAAAGAGGCGUCCUAACAACCCCAGAACCCAACACCAUCCUCGCAGCCUGCGAAAAAGCCUUCACCCAAGCCCAAGCCCAAUCCACCACCCCCAAACUAGACAGUACCCAAAUCUGCAAAGCCAUCCUCUCCUACAUCCCCAAAACCACACUCCCCACAAGCGGCAGCAUCUCACCCGAAGACCUAAAAAAGAUCAUCGAAUCCGUGCUUAGCAGCCACGGACUCGCAAAGAGACAACACUACCAAUUCGGUUCCGGUGGGCCUUCUGAAUCGUCCGGGAAUGCUGGUCUGCCUUCAACACCAAGCACACCAAGUAACCCACAGUAUGGAAAUGGAGGAGGAAGCACAAGUGGAAAUGGUGGUUCUUCUUUACCACCGCCCCCACCGAUUGCACCGCCCAAACCACCAGUUCAACCACCUAGUAACCCGCCUUAUGUACCAACAUCAUCUGAUCCCUCGCCGCCUGCUACCGCUUUGCCGAAUGGAGGGGAUCUUCGUAAGUACCUUUUUUCAUUAUACUUUUCACCUCACCCAGAGAGCGACCAUGUCGCAAGCAAGAGGAUAUCAAAAUCCCUCUCUCACUUCCUCACUCGCAAAAUACCCUUCUUCCUCUCCUCUACCUACCCAAUACCCACCCCCACUCCCAACUCCCCUGCCCCUCCCCAAAACAUCAUCCAUCUAACACCCCCCAGAAUCAUCAAUAGCAUCCAGCAUCGCCGCCGGCCUCGCCCACGCACUCGGUCCCAACGGUUCCUUCAACCCCGGGACCUUUUUCGGUGACGGAAACAAGGGUGGCUCUGGCACUGGCUCAAAUAGUAAUGGUAACGGGAAGGGUGGAUAUUACUAA